Strongylocentrotus purpuratus (purple sea urchin) is the source of this 2545-nucleotide messenger RNA. Its product is annotated as protein PLANT CADMIUM RESISTANCE 3-like. Bases 209 to 529 code for a protein of 106 amino acids. The transcript is spliced from 3 exons. Lineage: Eukaryota; Metazoa; Echinodermata; Echinoidea; Camarodonta; Strongylocentrotidae. The record is from RefSeq and is a predicted model, not a curated record.
AUGGAAACAAUAUAGAUUCUUUAUUUUUUACGUGCCAAUACUAUAGCAACACCCUUGCAUUGAGCUGUAGUUAACAUAGAGACUGUAUCACACUGAAACUUAUCUCUAUCCGUCCCUUGAGCUUCGAGACCCUCACACGUCUAUCGUCUGGAUACCGGUACUUUCUAUCAUCAUCAUCAUCAUCAAUCUUAAGGAACUUUGAAUCAUCAUGGGCGAAUGGAAGCAUGGUACAUUUGGUUGCUUUGAUAAUUUCGGGAUCUGCAUCAUCACGUAUUUAGUGCCCUGUUACACGGCUGGUAAGAAUGCAGAGGCGAAUGGUGAAAGCUGUAUUCUCUAUGGAUGUCUGUCCAUGUUGGGAUGUAUUGGACUCUGGUCAAUGACCAGCAUCAGAGGAAAGACUAGGGCCGCCAAAGGAAUUGACGGUUCGUGUAUCAACGAUCUGCUGUGUAUCUGGUUCUGCACCUUGUGUGCCUUGGUCCAAGAAAGCCAGGAAUGGGACAAUGGUGGCCAGGCUAUGGCACGUGAAUAAUCGCUCAGCCUUCUUCUCCUGUUCUAAUUAAUGUUAACCAACAAUAUAAGUCACCUUGGUCUUCUCAUGAGAUCCUAACCAUCCAUACAGCAAUGGACCAUCCAACCGAGGACCAUGGUCAAACCAGUCAAUCCACACUGGCCUUUUAAUCAUGGGAGUAUCAGAAAGCAGUGAUGAAACGGAAAUGAUGCAAUCUUCAUCUAACUACUAUUAAUGCAACCACCUGCUUGAAAAUAUUAAGCAUUGCUCGAAAAUUCAUUAGCUUGUCAACCUAUCCUAUUCUCUCGUGUAGAAAUAAAACGUACACAUGAACACCAAACCUUCAAAAAAGAUUGCUGAAUUAUUGUCAUGUGGCCUACUGAUGUGUAGGCCUACUGACGAACUACUGCAACGAAAUAAAGUAAUACAACAUUUGAGGCUGGUAGGAGUAUGUAAGAGGCUUUAGUAAAUAAUAUGCACACUGGGUUAUAUUUUCUUUUAAAAAAAUUACUUAAUAAUUAUGUAUCCUGAUAUACUCGGGUUGAAUCAAAUUCAUUAAUCUGUUUUACCUAAAAAUAAUUGGAAGUGUUAUAUCGUGCAUUUUGAUACACCGUAUGUUUUUUUGAUUACCUUUAUGUCCGUCAUUGGCAUAUCCUGUAAAUUAUCGAGAGCAUUAACAAAACUUAUUUGUAUUACUAAUUGAAACUAAAUUGGAUUUACACACCUAGAGACUAUUGUAUACUAAUUGAAUCUAAAUUGGAUUUACACACCUAAGGACACACUUGGGGAGAACUUGGUACAUAAUUUAACGAUUUUAUCGAACUUUUUAUGGCAGUAAACUCACCCAUGAAUGCAACAACUCGUAAAUGUACAAUCUUGAAUGAGAAUGCCAUCAGAAUUAUCACAACUUUGGUUCCUUUUAAUUAUAAGGCUCAGAGAUAGUUAUUAUCAACUUGAAUUAUAAUGAAAUAUUGUAAACUACACAUUAAUUGAAAUGAUCAGAAUUGGUGAAAAAGAUGAGUGUGUCAUUACGAUUUUGGAAAUACCCAAUACCGAUAAUUUGUAUUUCAUGGGUGUCUUCGAAAGAUGUGAAUAUCAUGUAUAUUGAGAUAAGAAACGUCUUUGUGAAAUCAAAUGAUUCAAUAAUAAAUAAUCGUAUCAGCUGCAUUUAAUAGUGUCUUUUUUUAAACGAAUGAUUAUGAUGGAUGUAACUCACAACAUCUGGUAAAUACCAUCAGGAGAAAAUGUUCACUCUGAAUCUUGUAUAUAGUUUUGUAUGCAUAAAUCAUUUAUCUAAGUACAUUGUGUCUUUUUAUUACUCUUUUAUGAUAGGCAAAUUUUCUUUGUGAGGCAUAUCUCUUUGAGCUGCAACAUUAGGAUCGAUUUGUAUAAAAGUCUUUCAAGAAAUAGUAUCUAGUUUUUUCAUAUUCUUAUACUAUGUCUCAGUAAUUAUGAGGGGGAAAAUGUAUAUUUUCACUAGGUUUUUAUUCUCCUUGCAUACUCUGCCUGCAAGGAAAAUUGCUUCUAAAACGUUACAGUUGUAAUAAUGUAUUGUCUGUUGUCACUCUGCUACAAUGCUGUUCGCCCUAAAUGAAUUCGCGCUUUUCAUAAUCAUACAAACUUAUUUAAUCAGGAUUAUCGCCGGUCAAACUUCAAAAGUAUAAUCUAUCAUAAACUGCAUGAUUAAGUAGGCUUGUGCGGUGAAGCUCUUUGAGCCCGCCUAUCCAUCCUGAGAAUACGUGAUGAAGGAUAAAGCAUCAAGUUUUGUGAUAUACUUUUAAAGACUGCGAAAUAAUAAAUAGUUAUACAAUCACCGUGUACAGUGACAUAGUACGCUCCACACAAAAAGUAACGAAAUUUCACCAUUCCAUAGAAUGAGAACGUGUAGAUUAUUUGUAAAAACUUAGUGUUUCUCUUAGGCUCAUAUUUUUCUAUAAAUACAUUUUUUUUGUAUUCCUAAAGUAGUGAAAUCGUAUUAGUUUUGUUUUUGUAUGACACAUUGGAGAGAUUAAAAGAAAUUGUGAUUUCUGAAAAAAA